Messenger RNA from Fusarium redolens, 2304 nucleotides. RefSeq names its product putative fungal-specific transcription factor. The coding region runs from base 51 to 2279 and encodes 742 amino acids. The transcript has 8 exons. The record is from RefSeq and is a predicted model, not a curated record. Gene Ontology annotation, biological process: DNA-templated transcription; regulation of DNA-templated transcription. NCBI's taxonomy places the organism in Eukaryota, Fungi, Ascomycota, Sordariomycetes, Hypocreales, Nectriaceae. Gene Ontology annotation, molecular function: DNA-binding transcription factor activity, RNA polymerase II-specific; zinc ion binding; DNA binding.
CCAUCAUCUUGAACCAAUUUGGAGCAUUUCUGGAAGCCUAUCCUACCAGAAUGGCUGCUGAAAUGGAUGAUUCCUCCCCCUUAUCGAGUCAGGGAGCAAAUCAUAUCCCUCAGGACGAACAGCAUGACGGCAUCAGUGGCGUCCCUUUGUCCACAAUCUCAUGUGAUCGAUGCCGCCGCAGAAAGGUGCGCUGCGACCGGAGACAUCCGUGUGCCUACUGCGUCCGCACAGAUAACCUCUGUACGUAUCCGCUUAGGCACAAGCCCAAGGAAAGGCGACAACGGUUUUUUAUUUCAGAAAUAUACGAGAGAAAGAUUGAUGAUAUCGCGCAAAAACUCGCAGAGCUUGGCAAUGCCUUGGGAGCUGGUCAAAACUCAACCCAACAUGUUGUACCCGCAGCUACCUCAUCAAAGAUACCAUCGCACCCAACAUCGACUGCAUGUCUCGCACCAAUAGCCCAAGCAACGUCUCCAUCACCUAACCAUGGCGUUGGGAGCCAGCUUCUCACUCCAAGGUUGGAACAUCAGGGAGAAUCUUCUCUUUCAGCUCAAGCCGCUUUUGCCAAUGAAUUUCUUGAAGAUGCUAUCAUCAACAAGCCGAAUGGCAUCGAUAUCGCUGCUGAGAUGUCAUCCGUUCUGCAGUCUUUGAGGCAGGCUUUGGGGAGGAAUUCUAACCAACAGGAACACGACUACCUGUAUCCUCAUGCUAGAGCACUUGAAUCGGGACAUGAUCUGCGCAACCUCCCUAUGCCACCUGUCGACAAAGCUUUCAUCUGCCUCAGAAUGGCCAAAGAAAACCCCAGAGUUCGGUUUUUUUGGGACAGCGAAGCUACUUCUUUCACUGACGUUUUCCUCAAGGUGUACUCGCCGGGAGAAGUUACUCAUGCUGACCUCAUCUCUGUCAAUGCGGGACUCUAUUGGCUUUUUAGACAAUGCAAACAAAUCGCCACAGAUUCAUGCCAAAAGGCUGACCUCGAGGUGCAAGCUGUCAUCUGCCGAGACAAUCUCGAGACUAUACUAUCUAACCUGCCUUUCCAUCAACCUUGCAAUAUCGAGACUGCCAGUUCAAUGAUGAUAGCUAGCAUAUACUGCCUCGAAACCUGCAAGCCAUCUGCGGCAUGGGACUUUAUUGCAACUGCGUCACACCUGAGCCAGACGCUAGGCUUACAUAGCAAGAUUGCAAUGGCUAGCGAUCCUCCAAACCUCCGAAUGACCAAGAUCAGGAUAUUUUGGCUAGUUUACGUGCAAGAAAAGGGUCUUUCCCUCCGACUUGGUCGAUCGUCAACUAUUCACGACGGCGAUAUCACUAUUCCGGUUCCCAGCAUAGAGUCGAGACCAGAGAUAGGCUAUUUUGGUCAACUAGACAAGAUGAAAGAAUUAGCAUAUUUACAAGGCAAGAUUUACGACCAACUCUACAGUUCUGCUGCCUUGGCACAGCCUCAGAAUGUUAGAACCACUAGGGCAAGAGGUCUUGCAUCAGAGCUUGAAGUGCACACAAAUAGAAUGCUGCCUAGCGAUAAGCUCUACCUAGAUGCGCUGCGCCAGGCUACUAGCAACGAAUUUCUCAAGGCUUUCCUCUGCACUACCAAGGUGCUUCACUUAUCCCUCUUUUGCCUUAUCUUCAGAGCCAUACCUGCCGAGGCAAACCAGGGUACUAUGCUUGGAAGGGAGUGCAUUGAUAGUGCUCACAAGGCCCUUGAAGCACACAAGGAAUGGAUGUCUGUCGUGGCUGAACUACAAGAUGACUUCCUAGAGAGUUAUGUAAACUUGGCUCUCAUACAUUCACCCUUCGUUCCAUUCAUUGUCGUAUUUUGUCACAUUAUCGAGACUUGCGACAAGAACGGCCUCAAUCUGCUCGAAAGUGUCAUCAAGACAUUAGAACCUGCCACAGGCUCUGCUUUCUCAUCUGGAGCAAGGAAAGAGUUUCAUCUGUUUAAAGCUUUGUACGACGCCGCUCGUAACUACCUUGAAGCUAGGUUGAGCAAGGUGAAUAUUGGCUUCGGCUCGUGGGAAAAUGCGUCUUCCUCCGCACACGUACCAUCACCAUCUCAUCAACAGCUUGCCCUGCUUACACCAACGUCCAACUUGCCAAGCUCACAGACUUCCGUAGGCAGAUCAUUAGAUGGGACAGCUGAGUGGAUGACUCAGCACUUCGAGGUGCCUGGUGGCAUGGAUACCGAGAUCGACCAGUAUGGCGCACAGCUUGGAAAUUGGCUGCAUAUGAAUAAUCAGAUGACGAAGGCUCUAGAAGAUAGCUACUUUUGGGAUAACUUAGCGUAAGAGAAAUAGAGGAACUUCAAAAGGG